CAACGACGGCGACAGAUGGACCUUAAGAAGCGGCGAGUGACCGCGAGGUUCCUGAUAUCUCCACAACCCCCAUUUCGGCAUCACAUCACCCCAUAACCCCAACACCAUGACCCCCGAAGCCGAGAAAGUCGACGUCCUCAUCUGCGGCAGCGGCUCGGCCGGCCUCUGUGCCGCCGUCUGGCUCGCCCGUUUCGGCAUCAACUACAAAGUCCUCGAGCGCCGAGACGGUCCGCUUAAGAUUGGCCAGGCCGAUGGCGUGCAGACCCGGACGGUUGAGAUCUUUGACAGUUUCGGUAUUGCUGAGGACCUCCUCAAGGAGGCGUACCAUGUGCUGGAAGUCGCCUUUUGGUCGCCCGACCCGGAUACUGGGGGGAUCAGGAGGACGAGGUAUGCAGCGGACAAGGAGACGGCCGUCAGUCAUCAACCGCAUGUCAUUUUAAACCAGGCGAGGUUGAACGCAUUGAUGAUGGGGACGUUGGGGGCAGCGCCGCCGGUGGAGUAUCAGUGCGAGGUUAAGGGGUUGGAGGUGGACAGCGCUGCGGCAAAGGAUGCGGAUUCGUACCCUGUGAGGGUAAGCGCUGUAAAGGAAGGGAAAGAAAAGAUUUAUGAGGCCAAAUACGUUUUGGGCUGCGACGGCGCGCACAGCAUCAUCCGCAAGUCGCUCGGCUUCAAGAUGGUCGGCGACAGCACCGACGCCGUCUGGGGCGUCAUGGACAUCUACCCGCGCACCGACUUCCCCGACAUCCGCAAGAAGUGCGUCAUCAACUCGGCCGCGGGUAGCAUCCUCAUCGUGCCGCGCGAGGGCGACGCCAUGGUCCGCUUCUACACCGAGCUGCCCGAGAGCACCAAGGUAGGCGACAUCAGCCUCGAGAGCCUGCAAAACCACGCACGCAAGGUCUUCAGCCCCUACACGAUGGACUUUGUCGAGACUUUCUGGUGGUCCGCGUACGCCAUCGGCCAGCGGAGAGCCGAUUUCUUCCACCGCGACCACCGCGUCUUUUUGACGGGCGACGCCUGCCACACGCACUCGCCCAAGGCCGGCCAGGGGAUGAACGUCAGUUUGCAGGACGGGCACAACAUUGGCUGGAAGCUGGGUAUGGUGCUCAGGGGGCUGGCGCGACCGGAGCUGGUUGAGACGUAUGUCCUCGAGCGUGAGCGCACGGCUACCGAGCUGAUCGAAUUUGAUCGUGGGUUCACCAAGCUGUUCAACUCCAAGUACCGCGAGGAGAACCACGUCUCGCCACAGCAGGUCGCCCAGCAGUUCGUCAAGGCGGGGAGGUAUACGGCAGGGCAGGCGGUUCACUACGAUCCUUCAGUCGUAACCGCGGUUGGCGAAUACGACAAGGAGGUUAUGUCCAAUGUGACAGUCGGCAUGGCGUUCCCGAGUGCGCAGGUGGUGCGGUUCUGCGACGCCAAAGCCAUGCAGCUGGUCAAGGGACUGCCGGCGAACGGGAGGUGGUACAUUGUGGUGUUUGCGGGUGAUGUAGCGAAACCAGAGAUAGCGGCGCGACUGAAUAAGGUGUCUCGAUCACUGGAACAAACCGCUCACCGGUUCACACCGACAGGGGCCUACCCGGAUAGCGUGAUCGACCGUGUUUUGGUCAUCGCAUCGAACAGGACAAGCGUCGAGCAGGAGGAGAUCCCGGCCUUCUUCACCCCUGUGACGGGCCAAAGGGGGAUGAAAUGUCUAACGAAGGUGUAUGCCGACGAGGAGAGUUACAACUCCGGGCAUGGACACGCAUAUGAGGCUUACGGAGUGAACCCCGAAGAAGGGGCGCUGGUUGUUGUGCGGCCGGAUCACUAUGUUGCAAAGGUCGCUGCUUUGGGCGAGGUUGAGUCGAUACAGGUGUUUUUUGACGGCUUUUUAGUUCAGAACUAUAUCUAAAUUGUGGCGAACUACCUUACUUCGUAUUUCCUUUUCGAGUCAUUUCAAGAACAGGGCGAGCGCGAGCCGGGCAAUGAUUUGAGUUUUGUCUCAAGGCC
Messenger RNA from Chaetomium fimeti, 1983 nucleotides. Its product is annotated as FAD binding domain-containing protein. The record is from RefSeq and is a predicted model, not a curated record. Lineage: Eukaryota; Fungi; Ascomycota; Sordariomycetes; Sordariales; Chaetomiaceae. The coding region runs from base 107 to 1885 and encodes 592 amino acids. The transcript is spliced from 5 exons. Gene Ontology annotation, molecular function: oxidoreductase activity; FAD binding.